UAUAUUUAAAAUGAUUAUGCGCGUUCAAACACACAAACAAAUUCUUCAACUUUAUAAUAUUAGUAUAGAUAAAAAUGUUAAAACGGGUCAAAUUGUAAACUUUUAACUUAUAUUGUUUUGUGCUAUUUUGUUUUCCCGCCAUUUAACAAUAUUUAGAUCCGGUCACGUGACUGACAACACAACAACCAAUCGCUGAACAGCGAAUAACCAAUGGAAUAACCUUUCUAUCAAACAACCCACAGUUUUGAGAAAUGGCUGACGAUAAAGAAGCGGAAAAGACUAUCGCAGAAGACUUGGUUGUUACCAAGUAUAAACUCGCUGGACAAAUUGUGAAUCGUGUUUUGGAGCAAGUAAUAGCGAAAUGCGUCCCUGACGCCUCUGCUCGUGAAAUAUGCGAGUUUGGAGAUAAGUUAAUCUUGGAAGAGACUUCUAAGGUUUUCAAAAAAGAGAAGGAUUCUAAAAAGGGCAUAGCGUUUUCAACAUGUGUGUCUGUAAAUAACUGUAUUUGUCAUUUCUCACCUAUUCCAAGUGAGACAGAUUAUAUCUUGAAACAAGGAGAUUUGGCGAAGAUUGAUUUAGGUGCACACAUUGAUGGGUUCAUUGCUGUCGUCGCCCACACUGUAGCAGUGGGAGGUGGAGAGGUGACCGGACGUGCUGCGGAUGUGCUCCUAGCAGCCCACCAUGCUAGUGAAGCUGCAUUAAGACUAUUGAGACCUGGCAAUGAGAACACAGCUAUAACUGAAGUUGUCCAGAAAAUAAGUGCAGAAUAUGGAUGUAAACCCAUUGAGGGCAUGCUUUCUCAUCAACUAAAACAAUUUCGCAUUGAUGGUGAAAAAAGUAUUAUACAGAAUCCCUCUGAGGCGCAGCGUAAGGAACAUGAGAAAGCUACUUUAGAAACUUAUGAAGUUUAUGCUAUGGAUGUUCUCAUUUCAACUGGAGAAGGUGUUGGCCGUGAGAUGGAUACUAGGUGUACAAUAUACAAGAAAACGGAUGAAAUAUAUCAAUUAAAAUUGAAGGCUUCAAGAAUGUUCUAUAGUGAGGUUCGCAAUAAGCAUGGCAACAUGCCCUUCAACCUACGCAGUUUUGACAAGGAGACAAGUGCAAGGUUGGGUGUGGUGGAGUGUGUUAAUCAUAAACUUAUUGAGCCUUUCCAAGUGUUAUAUGAGCGUCCAGGAGAAGUUGUAGCGCAAUUCAAAUUCACAGCGCUGCUCUUACCAAGUGGCACACAUCGUAUUACUGGGCUGCCGUUUGACAAGAGUCAAUGCAAGAGUGAUCGUAGCAUCAAGGAUCCUGAACUAAAUUCUAUCCUCAACUCUUCUGCCAAGUCCAAUAAGAAGAAGAAAAAGAAAACUGGCACUGAAGAGCCCAUGGAAACUGAAACGGUUGCCUAGCAACAGGAAUACAGCAAAAUGGAUAAUUUCAAUAAAAUCGCCUUUUCUCAACUACCCUCUAAUAUAUAAAAAAUAUUUGAAACCAGAAAUAGUUAAUCUUUUAAUGCAAAAGGCUGCAUAUUUUAUAAAUGCAUUUUAUUGUUAUAAAACAGGACUAACAGAUUCAAAUGCAGCUUAUUGAAUACGUUACUAUUCCCGUUGGCACAAUUGAGUGAUAAAUUUAAUUAGUUACAAAUUUUACUAUGUACAAACUCUGAAUUAUUAGCCACAUAUGCGAUGCGGCAUUAAAAGUGCUGAUUAGUUUUAUAGUUGUAAAUAGUCAAGGUCUCAUAAUAAUUUGUAUUACUGACAAUGUCUACAGAAUAUUUCUAAUGAACCAUUGGCUUUAUAAUGUAAAUAACAAAAUAGCAGUUUUGAUGAGGACUGGAUUUUGUUGACAAGAACCAUUCCCUUUAGUUUGUUUAUUAUUGGACGAUGUAAUAUGCACAAAUUUUCAUAAUUGUUUUUAAAUACAAAAAUGAUAAGUAUCCUUUUUAAUUUGAUUUUACUUAUAUUAGGUUUCUUUAAUUGGUCAGUCGAUUGCACAAAUUCUAUUAUUUAAAAGUGACAUUAUUUUUUAACUGAAUGUAGUUUUGUUAUAUGCUGCUCUAAAGAAUAUAUGAUCAAAUUGACCCGUUUUUCCGAUUGUUGUAUUUGUGGAAGUUGACUAUACUAAGGUGUAACUACUAUGAAAAAUGUAAAGAUGUGACACUAAGCAAGGAAUAAAUCAAAUUGUGCCACAAACAGUGGGCUGUUUUGUAA
Molecule: messenger RNA, 2192 nt
Organism: Diatraea saccharalis (sugarcane borer)
Lineage: Eukaryota; Metazoa; Arthropoda; Insecta; Lepidoptera; Crambidae
Source: the annotation of a GenBank genome assembly